This is a messenger RNA of Papaver somniferum (opium poppy), 2043 nucleotides long. RefSeq names its product pentatricopeptide repeat-containing protein At2g38420, mitochondrial-like. Lineage: Eukaryota; Viridiplantae; Streptophyta; Magnoliopsida; Ranunculales; Papaveraceae. The transcript is spliced from 4 exons. The record is from RefSeq and is a predicted model, not a curated record. The coding region runs from base 63 to 1562 and encodes 499 amino acids. Gene Ontology annotation, molecular function: protein binding.
UCACCAUUUUGUAGGUCGGAUAAGGUGGCGUUCUUCAGUUUUCAGUUUUCAGACUCUCAGUAAUGGAAACCUUAAUUCCAAAAUUAUUACCGAAGAAGACGAAUUUUUUCAGAAGCAGAAAAACAAGAAAGUUUCCACUUUUACCCUUCAAAGCAAAAUGGCAGCAAAAUUUUAAUCAACAGCAAGCAAUGGAAACCCUAAUUACAGAAUCAACAACCAAAACCCAAAACCCUAAUCUUCUUUCACUUCUCGUUGAUUCAUUUACCACAUACAAGUGUGAUCCAACACCAUCUGCAUACUCAUUUAUCAUCAGAAACUUAACCCAGAACUCCCAAUUUGAUCAAAUCCCAUUAGUUCUCAACAGACUGGAAAAAGUUGAGAAAUUUGAAAUCCCAGAAAGAUUUUUUAUUAAUUUGAUUAAGAUUUAUGUGGAUGAUUUGAAUCAGAUUGAAAAUGCUAUUGAUUUGUUUUAUAGAAUCCCUAAUUUCAGGUGUGUACCUACUGUUUAUUCACUUAAUGCAUUACUUUCAGUACUUUGUAAAUCAAAACAAGGUCUUUCAAUGGUGAAUCAAGUCUUAUUGAGAAGCACUGAAUUAAUGAGUAUCCGAUUAGAAGAAUCGAGUUUUUGUAUACUGAUAACUGCUUUGUGUAGGAUUAAGAAAUUCGGUUAUGCAAUUGAGUUAUUACAUAUGAUGUUGUCUGAGUAUGGGUAUGAACCUGAUUAUGAAAUCUAUUCUAAAAUUUUCAUGGAGAUUUGUGAAAGGGGAGAUGUUGAUGAGGUUAUGGGGUUCUUGGAGGAGUUUAGGAAAGUGGGGUUUGUUUUAAAUGGAGAGAACUACAGUGAUUUGAUCAGGGUUUUGGUUAAGAGUGGGAAAGGGAAAGAGGGUUUAGAUAUGUUGUAUCAAAUGAAGAGUGAUGGUAUGAAGCCUGACGUUGUUUGUUAUACUAGGGUUCUAGAAGGGGUUAUCAGUAUAAAGGAUUUUGAGAAAUCCGAGGAGUUGUUUGAUGAAAUGCUUUUGUUAGGUGUAGAGCCUAACGUUUAUACUUAUAAUGUUUAUAUUAAUGGUUUAUGUAAACAGAAUAAAAUCGAAGAGGGUUUUAAGAUGGUUGAGUAUAUGGAAGAGUUGGACUGCAAACCUGAUGUGGUAACGUAUAAUACACUUCUUGGAGCAGUAUGUAAAUAUGAGGAAGUAAAGAGAGGGAAAGAGGUUUUGAGGAUGAUGGGUAUGAAGGGUGUUGCGGGGAAUGUGCAUACCUAUAGGAUUUUGAUUGAUGGGUUGAUUGCUAAGGGUGAAUUGGUCGAAGCUUGUGAGUUAUUUGAGGAGAUGUUUGUGAAAGAUUUUGUUCCCCGCUCUUCAACUUUAGAUACAAUGAUAGCUGGUAUGUGUGAACGGGGACUUGUUGGAGAAGCAUUACAGGUACUGAACAAAAUCGUUGAAAGGAAUGUUGCUCCUGGGGAAAAGACGUGGAAAGUACUGCUUUUUGAAUCAAAAUUAGAUUUCAAUGAUGCAACACGGAUGAGUUUUGAACAAUUAGUUUUGAACCAUCAGGUUGGAGUAUAAUUUUCUUAUGUUGGAGGAAAAACAAGAGUAUAUUUUGGAUACCAUCAGAGGUCAUUGCUCGUCUUGGGAAACAAAUAAAUAGAUGAUCCAAUUUCAUAUAUAUAUACUGGGCGCACAAGAACAACACACCUGUUUCGUGCCAAAGCUUGAUGGAUAGUUCUAUAACGGAUGCUAUGGUGCCAUGUAAUGUAGUCCACAAUCCAUUGGAAAAACAACUCAAACAAAUUGGGAAUGGCAGAACAAUCCAUUGGAAUAACCGUAGAAAGGUUCGUGUAAUGGCAGCUAAUAGAAGUUCUAAUUUGAAGCUCGAGUUCUUCUUGUAUCACCUGAAGACGCUCCAAUCAAGGGUAGUGAUCACGAAUUUCAACAGGUUAGGAAUAUGCAGCAGCUUGGGGACACAGCGGUAGGCAUUUGGUCGCAACCAACACUGAAACGUAAGACAAAAGUUGUCUGCAUUAUUGGUCCAUCUACAGAUACACGA